AAGCAAGAACCAGGCCCCCCCAAUUCAUUUUCAUUUGUUUAAAUCCCUGUAACCAUCACCAUUUUAAUUUACCUUCUUCAAUGUCUCCUCAACGGCUACUUUGACUGCUCUUUCCAAACAAAUAACUCAAAGCUAAGCUAAGCAAAGCAAAGUCACUGAGCAGAGAGCUGAAGGAGAGAGAUGGAUUUCGGUUCGUUCUUGACGUCCUUGGGGACUUCCUUUAUAAUUUUCGUAAUUUUGAUGCUCCUUUUCACGUGGCUCUCCAGGAAACCAGGAAACGUCGUCGUUUAUUAUCCCAAUCGGAUCUUGAAAGGUUUGGAUCCAUGGGAGGGUUCCGCUUCCCGGAAUCCCUUCGUGAUCCGGGAGGUCAUGUCUUCUUCCGAGCAAGAUGUUAUUGACAUAUCUGGCUUUGACACUGCUGUUUACUUUGUUUUUAUGAGCACUGUGUUGGGGAUAUUUGUUUUGUCUGGCAUUAUUCUGCUACCAGUUCUUCUACCAGUUGCUGCAACUGAUGACAGUAUAAGGAAGACGGCCGCAGCUAAAAGCAAUGGGACUACCACAAGCAACGGGACUUUUAGCAAUCUUGACAAGUUGUCCAUGGGAAAUGUCCAAGAGAAUAGUUCAAGGUUGUGGGGAUUCCUUUUAUCUGUUUACUGGGUUUCUUUUGUUUCCUAUUACCUGUUAUGGAAAGCAUACAAACAUGUUUCUGUUCUGAGAGCGAACGCUUUGAUGUCCCCUGAAGUGAGACCUCAGCAAUUUGCUGUUCUUUUUAGAGACUUACCUCCUGUUCCUAAAGGUCAAUCCAUAAAGGAACAGGUUGAUUCGUAUUUUAAAGCUAUCUAUCCUGAUACAUUUUACAGAUCAAUGGUGGUCACAAACAACAAAGAGGUUAACAAAAUUUAUGAGGAGUUGGAAGGAUACAAAAAGAAGCUUGCACGUACAGAAGCAAUAUAUGCAGAGUCGAAAAAAACUGGCAAGCUAGAAGGAACAAGACCGACCACCAGAACAGGCUGCUUUGGUCUCACUGGUAAAAAGGUUGAUGCAAUAGAAUACUAUAAGGAGAAGAUAAGUGAAUUAACUCCAAAACUGGAAGCCGAACAAAAGGUCACUCUCCGAGAGAAGCAGCUAGGUGCUGCUCUAGUCUUCUUCACCAGUAGGGUGUCUGCAGCCUCUGCAGCUCAGAGUCUUCAUGCCCAAAUAGUUGACACAUGGACUGUGACGGAUGCACCUGAAGCCCGCGAAAUAUUGUGGACUAACCUAAAAACCAAGUAUUUUGAAAGGCAGACAAGGCAAUCUUUGAUUUACUUUAUCGUGGCCCUGACCAUUCUGUUUUAGAUGAUUCCAAUUGGGUUUAUUUCUGCAUUGACAACCCUGGAUAAUCUAAAGAAAAUUCUUCCAUUUGUAAAGCCAGUUGUGAAAUUACAUGCAAUUAAGACAGUUUUGGAAGCUUAUCUCCCCCAGAUUGCACUUAUAGUGUUUUUGGCUCUGUUACCCAAGUUUCUAUUGUUUCUAUCAAAGGCUGAGGGGAUUCCUUCCGAGAGUCAUGCAGUAAGGGCUGCAUCAGGAAAAUAUUUCUAUUUUGAUGUGCUUAAUGCUUUUAUCGGCGUCACUGUGGGUGGGACACUUUUCAGUACUCUCAAGAACCUUGAGGGGGAUCCGAACUCCAUCAUCGACGUACUAGCAAAUGGCCUUCCUGUGAAUGCAACCUUCUUUCUGACCUUUGUGGCUCUGAAGUUUUUUGUUGGCCAUGGGCAUGAAUUAUCUCGAAUAGUUCCUCUCAUUAUAUUUCAUCUGAAAAGGAAGUAUCUUUGCAAGACUGAAGCUGAGGUGAAAGAAGCUUGGCUUCCCGGAGAUCUUAGUUAUGGAACUAGAAUUCCUAAGGACAUGCUUGUCGUCACACUUGUCCUCUGCUACUCUGUCAUAGCUCCUAUGAUUAUCCCAUUUGGUGUUGUGUACUUUGCCCUGGGAUGGCUUAUCCUUAGGAAUCAGGCACUCAAAGUAUAUGUUCCAUCAUAUGAGAGCUAUGGAAGGAUUUGGCCACACAUUUUUGCGCGAGUUGUUGCCUCGCUGCUACUCUACCAGGUUACCAUGUUCGGUUACUUUGGGGUGAAGAAAUUCCAUUUUACUCCACUUAUAAUUCCACUUCCGAUAUUGUCCUUGCUCUUUGCCUAUGUUUGUAGCAAGAAAUUCUAUAGAUCUUUCAGCAACACGGCCCUUGAAGUUGCUUGCCACGAACUGAAGGAAACGCCUAACAUGGAGCAGGUGUUCAGGUCCUACAUUCCACCAAGCUUGAGCUAUGAAAAGGCUGAUGAUGAGCAGUUUGAAGACGCAUUAUCUCAAGUUUCACGGUCAGGGUCGUUUGUUUGAUGUAAAGGUAGUAGCUGAACUUGUGAGAACUUUAGAUUAAUUAUUUGUUGAUAGAGACCAUGUCGCUGAGUUGUUUGUAAUAUUAUUUUGUGUUGGGGGAAUGCUACGAACAACUUUGAUUUCUAUACAAAUUAUUGGCUUGUAUAGUGUCAUUUCCUAAAUAUUAAUUGCCUUACCUAAUUAUUGCCAA
Messenger RNA from Pistacia vera, 2557 nucleotides. Its product is annotated as CSC1-like protein ERD4. NCBI's taxonomy places the organism in Eukaryota, Viridiplantae, Streptophyta, Magnoliopsida, Sapindales, Anacardiaceae. Gene Ontology annotation, molecular function: calcium-activated cation channel activity. Gene Ontology annotation, cellular component: plasma membrane. The record is from RefSeq and is a predicted model, not a curated record.